GGAAUAAGGGGAGUGUGGAUUAAAUUGCCUAUUGGACUUGCAAAUCUUGUUGAAAUUGCAGUCAAGGAGGGAUUUUGUUACCAUCAUGCUGAGCCAACUUAUCUCAUGCUUGUUUUCUGGAUUCCUAAGACUGAGAACACCCUUCCUGCAAAUGCUUCACAUCGGGUUCGUGUUGGUGCUAUUGUACUGAAUGAGAAAAAAGAGGUGCUUGUAGUUCAGGAAAAAAGUGGUCAUUUCCAAGGAACGGGAAUUUGGAAAAUUCCUACUGGAGUUGUUGAACAGGGUGAGGAUAUCUUCACGGCAGUUGUAAGAGAAGUCAAAGAAGAGACUGGAAUUGACACCGAGUUUUUGGAAGUACUAGCAUUCAGGCAAUCACACGAAUCAUUCUUUGUGAAGUCAGACUUAUUCUUCAUAUGCAUGUUGCGUCCAUUAUCCUUUGAUCUUCAGAAGCAAGAGCUAGAGAUUGAUGCAGUCCAGUGGAUGCCAUUUGAUGAAUUUGCAGCUCAACCUUUUGCUCAGAAGCAUGAGCUAUUCAGAUACAUUACAGAGUUAUGCUUAGCAAAGGUAGACAGAUCCUAUGCUGGAUUUUCUCCACAGCCAAUAACAUCAGCAUUUUUCGAAGGGUUCAAUUACCUUUAUUUUAACAACCAGGACCUCAAUCAGAAAAUGAAGUAAUGAGAAGAGAUCUGGCUUUCUACUUCAUUUUCCCUUGAAAAAUGAGGGAAAUUACAGAAUAAGAAGAAUAAAAAUAUCAGAAAGCGAAGAGAUGAGAUCUUUCCUUGUUGUGCGUGUCCUGGUUAUUCUUUGAACUGAUGCUCUUCUUUACUUCUUUCUUCUGCUAAGUUCUAACAGACAUGGUCUUCUUUAUUUCAUUGGAGUUUAUGAGGAUCACACCUCUGUUCUGCCACCACCCUCGUCUCCACUCAACCAUUUUUCCCUAACUGUCGUCUAGAAUUUCUGUAAUUGAUUUUUGCAACUGAAUAAAGUUCAAUGGAGUAGUAUUUAGGUUAGACUGCAGGAUUCAAUUCAAAUUGAAAGAAAUGAGAAUCAGAGCUGGGCUCAAAUUGAAUGGCAGAUAAUGUAUCAGAGCAGACCAUGACUGUUAGUAGAAGAAAGAAGGAACAAGAAAAGCAACACUUCAAAUAAAUGACUAGCAGAUAUUCACAACAAAGAGGCAGCAGUUUUCAGGAUCUCAGGCAGGAGGUGAUUUUAGCAUCUAGUCCUUUGGCAAUAUAUUCUCUUUUAUUUUGAUUAUUGUUACGAUGUAUGCAAUGGUUAUUGUCAGUUAACAUAUAUAACGAGGCAAAUUUAAUGUUAGCAUUCUUUUUGGCUAUGUCAACUCUCAGGCACUGCAACAAUCAUUGAUUCUGAAUGUCACCUCCUAUAUAAAUUUCUUUGUGGCCA
Messenger RNA from Rubroshorea leprosula, 1404 nucleotides. Lineage: Eukaryota; Viridiplantae; Streptophyta; Magnoliopsida; Malvales; Dipterocarpaceae. The record is from the annotation of a GenBank genome assembly.